Messenger RNA from Leptosomus discolor (cuckoo roller), 6558 nucleotides. The record is from RefSeq and is a predicted model, not a curated record. NCBI's taxonomy places the organism in Eukaryota, Metazoa, Chordata, Aves, Leptosomiformes, Leptosomidae.
UAGUGAGCAGCUAUUCUAUGACCCCCCCUACUCUUAGCAUCAUUGAGGAGGAACACGUCAUCAACGCCAAGGAUACGCUGACCAUCACCUGCAGGGGCCAGCACCCCUUGGAGUGGUCGUGGCCUGGGGGCAAGGUGGACCCUGCUGGGAAGGAGAAGGAAACCGAGUUGGUGGCCUCAGCAGCCCCCAGCAGCGGCUGGGCAAUCCGAGAAGAAGACUGCGAGGGGACCGGCACAAAGCCAUACUGCAAAGUCCUGGUGCUGACAGAGACGCAGGCAAACGACACAGGUUACUACCGCUGCUACUACAAGUACAUCGAUGCCAAAAUCGAGGGCACCACGGCAGUCAGCACCUACGUGUUCGUGAGAGAUUUUGAACAGCCGUUUAUCAACAAGCCGGAGACCCUCCUCAUCAGCAAGAAGGAGAACACUUGGGUACCAUGCCUUGUGUCCAUCCCAGAUCUUAACGUCACACUGCUCUCGCAAAAUUCUCUCAUCCAUCCUGACGGGAAAAGCACUUUCUGGGACAACAAGAAGGGGGUGCAGGUACCCACACACUUGAUCAGGGACUCCUUGUUUGUCCAGUGUGAGACUGUCAUCAACAAGAAGGUCUUCAAAUCCAAUUUCUUCAUCAUCCAUAUAGCAGGGAGCGAGCUGUAUGACAUCCAGCUGUAUCCCAAGAAAGCCAUGGAGCUGCUAGUGGGAGAGAAGCUGGUCUUGAACUGCACAGUGUGGGCUGAGUUCAACUCUGGCGUCCGCUUCCAGUGGACUUACCCUGGCAAACAGACACAGCGGGCAGUGAUGGAGCCUGAGCGCCGGUCCCUGCAGACACACACAGAGCUCUCCAGUAUCCUGACCCUCCACAAUGUCAGCCAGCAGGACCUGGGCAAGUACACGUGCACCGCCACCAACGGUGCCCAGAUGCUGGAGGAGAGCACCGAUGUCAUCGUGCAUGAAAAGCCCUUCAUCAACGUGGAGUGGAGGAAGGGCCCAGUGAUAGAAGCCACUGCAGGAGAUGAAGCCGUGAAGCUGCCGGUGAAAGUCGUGGCUUACCCCUCACCAGACUUCCAGUGGUACAAGGACGGGAAGCUAAUUCCCAAGCAAUCUCAAUCUUCAAUGCAGAUCAAGGAUGUGUCGGAGCAGCAUGCUGGGACAUACACGCUGGUUCUGCGGAACAGGCUGGCAGGGCUGGAGAAGCGCAUCAGCCUCCAGUUAAUCGUCAAUGUUCCUCCACGAAUCCAUGAGAAGGAAGCCUCUUCCCCAAGCAUCUACUCCCGGAGGAGCCCCCAGGCCCUCACCUGCACAGUCUAUGGCAUCCCAGCGCCGGAGGUGAUCCAGUGGCAGUGGAGGCCGUGGAUGCCCUGUCGGAUGUUCUCCCGACGCAGCCUCAGGCACCGGGCAGCAAGACGCCAUCAGCGGGACCGGAUGCCCGAGUGCAAGGACUGGAAAGAUGUGUCACAGCAGGAUGCGGUGAACCCCAUCGAAAGCAUUGACACCUGGGUGGAGUUCGUGGAGGGGCGGAACAAGACAGUCAGCAAACUGGCCAUCCAGGAGGCCAACGUCUCGGUCAUGUACAAGUGUAUCGCCUCUAACAAAGUGGGUCGAGAUGAGCGGCUGAUCUACUUCUACGUGACCACCAUUCCAGACGGGUUCGAGAUUGAGUCCCAGCCCUCGGAAGCGCCCAUAGAGGGGCAGGACCUACAGCUGAGCUGCAAUGCGGACAACUACACCUACGAGAACCUGCAGUGGUAUCGGCUGAACCUCUCCAAGCUCCACGACGAGGAGGGCAACCCCCUUGUGCUGGACUGCAAGAACGUCCACCACUACGCCACCAAGAUGCACGGGGAGCUACGCUUCCAGCCCGACUCUAACGAUGCGACCUUGCUGCUCACCAUCCCCAACAUCUCCCUGGGCGAGGAGGGAGACUACGUGUGUGAGGUGCAGAACAGGAAGACCCGGGAGAAGCACUGCCACAAGAAAUACAUCUCUGUGCAGGCCCUGGAGAUCCCCCGCCUCAAGCAGAACCUGACAGACAUUUGGGUGAACGUCAGUGACUCCAUAGAGAUGCGCUGUAAGGUGGACGGCAACCAUGUUCCUGAAAUCAGCUGGUACAAAGAUGAGAAACUGGUGGAAGAAGUGUCAGGGAUCGACCUGGCGGACUUCAACCAGAGGCUGAGCAUCCAGAGGGUGAGGGAGGAGGAUGCUGGGCUCUACCUGUGCAGCGUCUGCAACGCUAAGGGCUGUGUGAACUCCUCGGCCAGCGUUUCUGUGGAAGGCUCUGACGACAGGACCAAUGUGGAGAUUGUCAUCCUGAUUGGGACUGGGGUUAUCGCUGUUUUCUUCUGGAUCCUCCUUAUCCUCAUCUUCUGUAACAUCAAAAGGCCUGCCCAUGCAGACAUCAAGACGGGCUACCUCUCCAUCAUCAUGGACCCCGGCGAGGUGCCCUUGGAGGAGCAGUGCGAGUACCUGCCCUAUGAUUCCAGCAAGUGGGAGUUCCCACGAGACCGCCUGCGCCUAGGUAAAGUCCUGGGUCAUGGUGCCUUUGGGAAGGUGGUGGAAGCAUCAGCGUUUGGGAUCAAUAAAAGUAACAGCUGUGAGACUGUAGCAGUCAAAAUGCUGAAAGAGGGAGCUACCGCAAGUGAGCACAAGGCGCUGAUGUCAGAGCUGAAGAUCCUCAUUCACAUCGGGAAUCACCUCAACGUUGUGAAUUUACUGGGUGCCUGUACCAAACCCAAUGGUCCACUCAUGGUUAUUGUUGAGUUCUGCAAAUAUGGAAACCUCUCCAACUACCUGCGGACCAAGCGGGAAGGGUUCAGUCCCUACAGGGAGAAGUCUCCCAGGCUGCGUAUUCAGGUCCAGUCCAUCGUGGAGGCAGUGAGAGCAGACAGGAGGAGUCGUUCUGGGACUAGUGACAGUGCUAUCUUCAACCGCUUUCUGAUGCACAAGAGCCACACAGUGCAGCCAAUCCAGGAAGUGGACGACUUGUGGCAAAGUCCCUUGACAAUGGAAGACCUGAUCUGCUACAGCUUCCAGGUAGCACGUGGCAUGGAGUUCCUGGCAUCCCGAAAGUGCAUCCACAGAGACCUGGCGGCUCGCAAUAUCCUGCUGUCAGAGAACAACGUGGUAAAGAUCUGUGACUUCGGCCUGGCCCGGGACAUCUACAAGGACCCCGACUAUGUCAGGAAAGGCAGUGCCCGUCUCCCACUGAAGUGGAUGGCUCCAGAGAGCAUCUUCGACAAAGUCUACACUACCCAGAGUGACGUUUGGUCCUUCGGGGUCCUCCUCUGGGAAAUCUUCUCACUAGGGGCAUCUCCAUACCCUGGAGUUCAGAUCAAUGAGGAGUUCUGCCAGAGGCUCAAAGACGGUACCAGGAUGAGAGCCCCAGAGUACGCCACAGCGGAAAUUUACCGUAUAAUGCUGAGCUGCUGGCAUGGUGAUCCCAAGGAGAGACCAACUUUCUCUGACCUGGUGGAGAUACUGGGGAACCUUCUUCAGGAAAACGUCCAGCAGGAAGGGAAGGAUUACAUCCCGCUGAACGACUCUCACAGCUCAGAAGAUGAUGGUUUCUCCCAAGUGCCUUCCUCUGCCCAGCAAAACUCAGAUGAAGAGGACUUUGACAUGAGGAUACGCUGUCACAGCCUAGCAGCAAGAUACUACAACUGUGUCUCAUUCCCUGGUUGUUUGACGGGAGGAAAUCAGAUCAGGUGUCCAUCCAGGAUAAAGACAUUUGAAGAGUUUCCCAUGACACAUACAAUGUACAAGGCACACCCGGACAAUCAGACAGACAGUGGGAUGGUUCUGGCAUCUGAGGAAUUUGAGAGGAUAGAAAACCGACACAGAAAAGAAGGUGGAUUCAGCAGUAAAGGGCCCAGUCGAACAGCGGAGCUGCCAGGGGAACAGUCGGAGCUGCGGGGCAGAUGUCGGCCGUCAUACGGGUCCCAGGUUGGAGGCCAGACUUUUUACAACAGUGAAUACGGGGAGCUGUCAGAACACUCUGAGGACGGCAGCUGCACCCCGCCUGGAGAGGGGGCCAGUCCCCCCACUCUCCACGUUUCCUUCUUCUCUGAGCAGUACUAAUGGCCUCAGGGCCUGGAGGCGCCUGCCGAGGCAUCCCCUCUCCCCCUCCAGGCACAUCAUCAGGGUCACUCAGAGCUUCUCCUUCAACCUAUGCCCAACCCCAGCAGUGAACCUACCCCAAACAGAUGGGGAACAUCGCUGUCCUUGGAACUACAGCACAAUGGCCCAAUGCAGCACCUCCAACUGCAGCUUCCCCGUGCUGGGACUGGAGAGAGCGCCUCGCUGAUUCCUCACGUUUCUUUUCUUCCUGCGGCUCAGACAGAUGCAUUCUGCCGGCGAGUGGGUGCCUGUGUUCAGCACUACAGCACCUUCUGCCUAGCAUCCAGCCUCCACUCAGAUCAGCUUCCCAUUCAGAAAGCCCAUUUCAGGUCAGAUAUAAAUAGAUCUGUCUUAGUCUCAAGUUUCUUCCUGGUGCGCAGCCUGAAUGUUUUUCCUUGGAUCGCUUCCUCCUCCUCUCCUCAUGAUAUCAGCUCCUGAGCUGUGGAGCAGAAUCAAAGGAAAGAAAUCCCUAGUGGUGUUAGCAGCAAGAGCAGAACAUUUUAAAGAGGUGUACGGAGAUCCUGAGGGAUCUUUGUAAAUGUUCAUGCACACUGUUCAUUCUGGGUAGAUGCCAGCCUGCCAGCCUCUCCAUCUCCUCUGCAAGCAACACCCACACCCCUCUCAUCUCUGCUGGGGGGAAACCUGUCAAUCUGCCUUAUACCAGUAUUAUUUUAGCCAUCUGAACACAGCUAGUGCUGAGUAGGUCAUCAGCUGAUGGCUGGAGUCCUCCCACUGAGAUAAAUGGCAACUCUUUUUGCACGCCCUAUGCAAAACAGGAGUUUAUAUGAUCUGUGCUGGGAGCAGGUUACUCACAGGUCUGCUGCUCUCGCCUUCCUCUUCUCCCAGAGCAGUGCUGAGAUCAUUUGUUGCUCGAGUGAGAAAUUAAAGCAAGGCUGUGUUAAUUUCAGCUGGCUUCUAAACAUAGAGUGAAAAUGGAAUGUUUGCUGGGAGGAAAAGGAUCAAAGUGGUAGGGAGUGAAAUGUUUAUUUUCAAGUUGCUGCAAGGGUUUGGGGAGCAGUGGAAGAAACAGAGCUCCAGCAAUGAGGUGCCCUUGUGUGUUGGCAUCACUGAGCACACGGAGGGCAGCACCUGGCCAGGGCUUAAGCCCCAGUUCUCCUGGAUGGACAGUUCUGCACCAUGACCUUUCCUGUUGCCUGAGUUGCCUGGCUCUAAGGAGGCACUCUCUGCCCAAGGGGCUCCUCUCCAGUUGCUGUUACAGAGCCACGAGCACAGUGUGCCUGUCUCUGGAGGACUGAGGAACAUUUAUUUGCUGAGGAAACAUCUCAUCACUUGGGCUUUUUGUUUCUAAAAGAUACCACGUGAAUUCAGAGCUCUGGGGAACCUCCGCAGCUCCUCGCUACAGAUUUCUGUGCUGCUGCCUCACCACUUCUCACCCACUUUCCAUCCUGCUCACAGUCCAAGAGCUCAGCCACAGAGCACAGUUACAUCACUGCCAGAGGAGUCUGGGUGAAGAGGCUCGUCUGGAGAGCUUGUCAUCAUCUCUUCUCACACACGCCCGUGGCUGGCAGAGCUCCUUGCACCAGAGCAUCUAGGUGCAGCACCGGGGAGUUUCUGCUUGUGGGCCACGCCUCUGUGCGCAGAGCCAAGGGUUUGGUUUGGACUUUAUAAAUUGCGUUUCCUGUCAGACUUACUGCUUUCCCAAACUGCAUGGCUUUCCCAGCAGAGGGUUUGAUGCAUUUCCUGACGUAAGUCUGUGAGUCCUUACGGAUGACUCUCCCAAGUCUUAAUUAUAGUUCUCUGCACAAGUGUAAUGGGGAGAUUUAUUUAGCACAUGGGAAAAGCAUGCCUGUCAUUCAGAUUCUCUAAGCCUGUGCUGAACACUCAACGUUCCACUCCCUUUUCAUGUCAGCAGGAUGACAUGGCUGGCUGCGAUUUCCAUGGCAAAAAAAAGAGGCAGAAAACUGGACCAGCUUGAGCCAACCAAACCGGCUCAAGAUGUGGAAUUGGAAACUGCAUGUGACAAUGAAUUCCCUGACUUGUACUGGUGUCCCCUGAAGUUGCCAGGAAUUUAAGCAUCUUUAGGUAAUUGUUAUGACUCAGUAAGAAUCCUCUGGCAGGAGACACUGGAGAGCCAGGCCAAGGAAGUAGGACAGCCAACGGGGUGUAGGCCAGACCAAAUUCUCCUGCCCUCAUCUUGCCCUGGUUUUUAAACUGGUGGUUCCCUUGACAGAAGGAAGGCUGCAUGUGCCCUGUGCUGCUGGGGGUCUCCCCCAGCAUUCACAUGAGUGGAAGGUGACAGACAGCUGAGCUAAAUUCAGGCUGCUCGCUGGGUGAUGUACAUCCGUAGCACGCAAGCUCUCUUGUUUCUAGUGCUUCACAAACAGUUCUCUGCCUGGAAACACAGCCCCAUCUGAAAAAGCACCCAAGAAAGAGGCCUAUGAAUAAAAUAAUAGUUGAAAAACAGAAUUCAAAAGUAGCUGCA